GUGGGAAGAAGCCUACCAUGGGAGUCAUACUUCAGGGAUAGCUGCAGGGUGCCCUGUAGAAGGUGCCAACGUGUUUGGACAAGCGAAUGGGACAGCCACGGGAUCGCGCCUAGAGCCCAUGUGGCAAUGUACAAGGCCUGUGCAGUGUCCUGCUAUGAUGGUGACUUAUUGGCAGCAAUCGAUGCUGCUAUUGAUGAUGGCGUUGAUCUGCUGUCAAUCUCCAUUGGACCUGAAUCUCCUUUUCCAUUCUACUACGACGUGAUUGCAUUGGGUGCAUUUAGAGCCAUUCAAAAGGGUAUCUUUGUGAGCUGCUCAGCUGGAAAUGAUGGACCUUAUCCGAGUACAGUAACCAACGAUGCGCCAUGGAUUCUAACCGUCGGAGCGAGCACGAUCGAUAGGGAGAUCAGAGCUACGGUGAAGUUGGGGAACAAUGUGGAGCUCCAUGGCCAAUCCCUCUUCCAGCCUAAAGACUUCCAUCCACGGCAGCCACUCCCAAUCGUCCAUCCUGCUGCAAUUAGCAAUAAUGAAUCAGCAGCAGUUUGUGAGAAAGGGUCACUGAAGAACAUUGAUGUUAAAGGCAAGAUAGUCAUAUGCCACAUGGGACAAUUGAGAAUCGAGGAUAAGGGUAAAGAAGUGAAGGACAAUGGUGGCGCAGCCAUGAUCGUGUUCAACGAGCAGGAUGAUGGAUACACUACUCUUGCUACAGCCAACGUCCUUCCCGCAUCACACAUCAGUUACAAGGAUGGAUUGGUACUAAAAAAUUACUUGAUAUCCACGCAAUCUCCCACUGCAACAAUCUCAUUCCAAGGUACCUUGAUUGGCAAGUCACAACCUGCUCCACAAAUGGCCUCCUUCUCUUCCCGAGGUCCUAGCACGCAAUCUCGGGGGAUCCUGAAGCCCGACAUAGUUGGCCCCGGGCUCAACAUUCUGUCUGCUUGGGGAGUCUCAAUCGACGAAGCUACGAACCCAUUCAAUGUGAUCUCAGGAACUUCAAUGUCAUGCCCACAUUUGAGUGGAGUUGCAGCUCUGAUCAAGAGUGCUCAUCCAGAUUGGUCCCCUGCAGCUAUCAAGUCGGCCAUUUUGACCACUGCCUACACCGCUGAUCUCAAUGGCAACCCGAUCUCCACCGAGCAGAAUGUUUCUGCCACAGUGUUCGACAGGGGUUCGGGUCAUGUCCACACAUUGAGGGCAUUGAACCCUGGUCUGGUUUAUGAUAUCGAGCCGGAUGAUUACAUUCCUUACCUCUGUGGGUUGGGUUACAGCGAGCAGCAGGUGAGAUAUAUCGUGCAGAGAAAGGUGAAUUGCUCGACUCCAACUUUGAUACCGGGGGCUCAGCUGAACUACCCAACAUUUUCGAUGGUAUUGGGUGCCGGUGAUCAGAUGACUUACACUCGAACUGUUACUAAUGUGGGUCGGCCUUUCUCGACGUACAUCAGUAAGGUUUUGUCGCCUCAAGGGGUUGCUGUCAAAGUCAUGCCUAGUGUGAUCAGGUUCAAAGAUCUCAACGACAAAGCGAGCUACACUGUGACAUUUACCAGGUUGGAGAAUGUGACGAGAAGCAGUAUCAUUGGCCAAGGUUCCUUGGUCUGGAACUCCAUUGGUGAUGAUGGAUACAAGGUCGUGAGUACUAUUGCUGUCGUCUUUGUUUGA
Messenger RNA from Linum tenue, 1650 nucleotides. Lineage: Eukaryota; Viridiplantae; Streptophyta; Magnoliopsida; Malpighiales; Linaceae. The record is from the annotation of a GenBank genome assembly.